This is a messenger RNA of Aspergillus clavatus NRRL 1, 1362 nucleotides long. Its product is annotated as putative MFS monocarboxylate transporter. Lineage: Eukaryota; Fungi; Ascomycota; Eurotiomycetes; Eurotiales; Aspergillaceae. The record is from RefSeq and is a predicted model, not a curated record. Gene Ontology annotation, biological process: transmembrane transport. The transcript has 4 exons. Gene Ontology annotation, cellular component: fungal-type vacuole membrane. The coding region runs from base 1 to 1362 and encodes 453 amino acids. Gene Ontology annotation, molecular function: transmembrane transporter activity.
AUGUCCGACCCCAAUACCACAGAGCUGCAUACUCUAACCAGUUCGCCACCCCAUGACAUCGAGCAGCCACCGCUGCCACCGACAGACCGAGGGAAAGAUGCUUGGCUGAUGCUGGCUUCGUGUGGGUUGAUUCAGAUGCCAGUCUGGGGCUUCUCGCUCGUGUUCGGUAUCUUUCAAGAGUACUUCAUGACACACGACCAGCUCAAGGGAAGUAAAGGGGAUCUGGCGAUCGUGGGCACCACGUCAACGGGGAUUCUAUACCUCCUCUCGCCGGUCACCUUCACCCUUCUCACCCGCUACCCGUAUCUUCAGAAAUACUGUGCUACCUUCGGUCUAUUCCUCAGCGUCGGUGGAUCGCUCCUUUCGUCCUUCUCGGUGUAUGUCUGGCAUUUGAUCUUGACACAGGGUGUCAUCUGUGCCGUUGGUAAUGGGCUCCUGUUCAGUCCAACGACUUUGUAUCUGGACCAGUGGUUUGUCCGGCGAAAGGGCCUCGCGUACGGCAUCAUGUGGGCCGCAAAAAGCGCCUGCGGCGUGGCUCUGCCCUUUGCUGCACGUGUCUGUCUGGAGCGCUGGGGUCCCAGGAUCACCCUACAAGCGUGGAGUAUCACCACGCUUCUAUCCACCGUCGCCGCAUUGCCGUUCGUCAAGCCACGUAUCCCACCGGCCUCGUCCACCUCUGCCCGACCGUUAGAUCUCAGCUUCCUCAAGCUAUCCACCUUUUGGUUAUUACAGGUCGGGAACAUCAUCCAGAGCUUUGGGUACUUCCUACCCACCACGUAUCUCCCGUCGUACUCCACGGCGGCGGCAGGACUGCCCGACACUGCAGGCACUCUGCUCGUCGCGCUGUUCAACGCCACAUCGGUGUUCGGGGGUAUCGCUCUAGGCACGCUCUGCGAUCGAUUUGCAGUCACGAAUAUCAUGCUGUUGUCCUCCGUGGGGUCGGCGCUAUCUGUCUUCCUCUUCUGGGGCCUGGCGUCGUCCCGCGAGUCCGCAGCACCGACCUCGUCUUACUCGCACGCUGCAAUGACCCUGCUCAUCAUGUUCUCUAUCUCAUACGGUUUCUUUGCGGGUGGAUUCAGCUCCACCUGGUCCGGAGUGACCACCCAGAUUAAACGGGACCGACCGUCGCUGGACACCGGUCUGGUAUUCGGGCUGCUCGCAGGCGGACGGGGAAUUGGCAAUGUCAUUAGUGGUCCGUUGAGCACGGCAUUGAUCAAGCGAGGAUCCGUGGCUGGCGGUGAGCAUGGUGGAACAGGGUAUACGACGGAGUAUGGGGCUUUGAUUGUGUUUACAGGGGUCACGGCUUUUCUGGGGGCCUGGAGCUGGAUGUGGCGGUAUCUGACGUUGUGCUACUCCCGUUGA